Molecule: messenger RNA, 2584 nt
Organism: Sitodiplosis mosellana (orange wheat blossom midge)
Lineage: Eukaryota; Metazoa; Arthropoda; Insecta; Diptera; Cecidomyiidae
Gene: Galk
Product: N-acetylgalactosamine kinase
Exons: 6
Coding region: 1098-2504 (468 amino acids)
Biological process (GO): galactose metabolic process; carbohydrate phosphorylation
Cellular component (GO): cytosol; cytoplasm
Molecular function (GO): galactokinase activity; ATP binding
Source: RefSeq, a predicted model, not a curated record
GUUCAUCGCUGACGGAAAAGAGUACACGAAAGAAUGCAUUCAUAUUUAAAUUCUAAUUGAUAAUCUUUUUCUUUCAUAAUUAGUACGCAUUGAAGUCGUGAUGAAUUGAUUCUUGGAAAAUAAGAAAGAGAUAAAAAUUUAAACGCAUUUACAUGACAUGAAACCAGCCAAUAACAAUAAUUUAUUCACGAGAAAAAAAAAACCUAUCUAUCGAUACGAAUGAAAAAACGAAAAGAAAAUUAAAGUGGCAAAAUUGCAAUGGGAAAGAGAACAGCAAACGCUAAACAAUUUCCAACGAAAUCAUGCUCAUGCGCUAAUAAUAAGUAUUCCUGUUACGGAUUCUACUUUAUGACAUGCACAGCAGACAAAUACAUUUCAGCACGACAAACGGUUUAAUUUGUUUACAAAUGGUCUUAUCAAGAUCGUUCACCUUAAAAAAAUCAUUCGUUAUCAACGCAUUAAACGUCGUCUGAAGUAAUUGAAUGGGUCUGUUUUGAAAGAUAUCAACAAAAGAGUGAAAUAAAUGAAGAACGAUGCAGUAGAUUUGAAGUAUCCAUGUGAAGCGGUCAAAACAAUUCUGAAUAAGUGUGACGACGACGACAACGACGACAACAACAUCGACGGGUCGAGUUUUGAUACGAAACGAAAGAGAAAUAUAAAAACAAAACAAAAAAACAUAUUUCGAUGUAAAUGUUUCAUUCAAUUGGAUGUGUCACUUUGUUCUGUGUGCGGCUCUUGACAUUAUCAUUCGAAUCAACAUAUUUGAAGCUCUGAAUUCAGUUUUGCUUCGAUAUCUAUAUGAAUUGGACCGCUUUGGUAGACGUCAGUGUAUUCACUCUCUUUUUUUUGGAGGGAUAAAGAAUUUUUUUUUUGAUAGAACGUUGGCAUUGAAAAUAAAUUUGAUACGAUUGGCCGGAUUCAUGAAUGGACACUGAUUAAAAUCUUUACUAGGUAAAGCGAAAAAAAAAACUUCAUUCAAUCGCUUUCAAACACAUUCCAGACAAAAUAUUUUCGUUGCGUUGUAAACAAAAAGCGAAGAAGAAGAGGCCAACGGUUGACACGUCAUAGAGAGCGCACACAGAAGCAACACCAACAACAUGACUGACACUUCGAAUGACAUUUCAGUUGGUAGUUUGAACGACCUACAAAACAUCAACAAUUCACAACGACUGAACAUUCUACGUGAUGCAUUCCAAGCGUAUUUUAAACGUGAACCAACAUUCUUUGUCAACGUUCCCGGCCGGGUAAAUCUGAUCGGUGAACAUAUUGACUAUUGCGGCUAUCCAGUGUUGCCGAUGGCAGUUGAACAGAGCAUUCUUCUUGCAGCUGCACCAUCCGAUGAUCGAAUUUUACACAUUACAAACACCAAUGAACGAUACAAGUCGACUGAAUGCGCCGUAGAUGCGAUCAAUAUCAAAGUGCCAGAAAAUGCCAUUCCACCAGAAUGGUACAAUUACUUUCUGUGUGGUGUCAAAGGAAUCUAUGAUGAGCUGCCGAAUGGCAAACAAUGCGGUAUGUAUGUCACAGUAUCCGGCAAUAUUCCACCAGCAGCCGGUCUAUCGAGCUCAAGUGCCUUGGUUAGUGCCGCUACAUUGGCUACCAGUUUUGUGAAUGAGUUUAGCUUGAACAAAACCACUCUGGCGGACAUUUCAGCAAAGUGUGAAAGGUACAUCGGCACCCAAGGAGGUGGAAUGGAUCAGGCGAUAGCAUUUUUAGCGGUCGAAGGAUGUGCUCAGUACAUUGAAUGGGAACCAUUGACAGCAACUUCAACCAAUUUACCUUCGAAUGCCUACUUUGUCAUUGCCAACAGUUUGACACGGGCAAACAAAGCGGCCACAUCUGAUUUCAAUCAACGGGUCAUCGAAUGUCGAUUGGCCUGCCGAAUACUUGCCAAGAGUGCAAAUUUACCGUGGCGAGAGUUGGAACGAUUUGCAAUGCUGCAGAAGAGAUUAAAGUGUUCGCUGGCUGAUUUUGAAGCGUUCGCCGAUCGAAUUUUAACACAAGAUCUCUACUCAAGAGACGAUAUCAUUGGUGUGUUGGAAGUGGAUGAGAAUGAAUUUGAGAACCAAUUGUUAACGCCCAAUACGAAGCAUUUGGAAAAAUUCAAAUUGCGUCAGCGUGCCAUGCAUGUCAUUCAAGAGGCACUUCGAGUGGCUCAAUUCCGUGAGGUGGCCACAAAAAGCGGAAAUGUUGAAGAUUUGGGCAAACUGAUGCGCGAAUCGCAUUUUAGCUUGAAUGAACUGUACGAAUGUUCACACGAAAAUCUGAAUCGAUUAGUCGAUAUUUCAGAUCGAUUUGGUGUGAGUGCUCGUCUUACCGGCGCUGGUUGGGGCGGAUGCAUCGUUGCCAUUUGCGACUCACUGGAAAGCAGUUCAAAGUAUAUCAACGAAUUGAAAGAGAAAUAUUUCAAGCAUUCACCGGACUAUGAUGAAAGUGAUGCCGAUAAUGUAGUAUUUGUAACAAAUCCACAACGAGGUGCUGCAAUCUACUUAAAUCCACAAUAAAAUGUUAUACCGUAUUUGUAAAAAUUGCAAAAUGUCUGUAUUGAGGGGACAAAAAAUAAAAUGCAUCAAUUUACCGAAAA